AUUUCAGCAGUUUCUCUGUACAUGUGAAUUAUUUCACAAUUUGAUCGUUUUGGGACUCGAAAAAGCAGUUCAACUUUGAUUUGUUUUGUCUAUUUCGUAGUUAACCUUUUACUUUAGCUUGAUUAGUUUAAAGCUGCGAGGAAUGAGUCCACUUGAAUGGUGACCAUCAAAUCGCCACUUUUUCGUUUUAUUUUGCUGGAUUACUACAACAUUUGUUGUAAAAAUCAACGCGUGAUGCGCGUUUGCGGCAACAUUUAACGAGAUGCCGCGACUGUACGUGGGCGGCUUGAGCCACUCGGUCACCCAGAAGGACCUGACGGAUCGCUUCGGGAAGUUUGGACACGUGGAGGACGUGGAGCUCCGGACCAGACGGGACGACGAGGGUGUUCCCUACAAAACGUUUGCUUACAUCGAUCUCAACAUUUCUGACACAGACCUGAAGAAGUGCAUGACAGUGUUGAACAAAUCCAAAUGGAAAGGAGGAACUCUGCAGAUCGAACCUGCCAAGGAGAGUUUGCUGAACAAGCUGGCUCAAGAGAGGAAGGCGGAGCAGCAGCGCCCCCGUCCGGACGCAGACGACAAACCACAAAACGCGCACAAGCUGCUGGAGUCUCUCAGCAAAGCCGGCGUGGACAACUUCACCAUGAAGGCGGCCGUGCCGGGCACAGAAAUCCCAGGACACAAGGACUGGGUGGUCAGCAAAUUUGGUCGCGUGCUGCCGGUCAUGCAGCUGCGCUGUCAGAAAGGCACCAAAGCGCGCACCGUCAAGUACGACCCGUCCAAGUACAGCCACAACAUCCGCCGCUUGGCCCCGCCCGCCGCCGCCGCUGACCCCCCGACCCCCGUGGCCCAGCUCACCUGGCAGAUUGACGGCGGAGACGACGACAUCAGCAAGAAGAGGCGGGGAGAGUUCCCGCCGUAUCGGCCGCCAAAGCCCAAGAAGACCAAAUCCCUUCAAGAUGUCAACAAUGCCAGACCGCCGCAGGUUUUCAUCGCUGCCAAGCCAGAGAAUCGUCGGCUGGUGAACGGAUUCAGUCCGGCAAACAACCAGCGGCCAGCUCAGAGGAGAGGACGCCGUUACGAGGACGCCGACGUGGACUCGGACGAGGAGAUACGCCGGCUGGUGGCGCUCGAGCCGCCUUCCCACGUUGCACCGGGCCAGGACGUGCAGGAGGACAACGUGGAAGUGGUGGGGGACGACUUCUUGGUCGAGGCCGGAGGCUUCCGGCAGAAGCGUGGAGGAAGACCAAAGAACAACGAAGACGAGCAGGACUACGACUCUGCUGACACGGAUGAACUCUUCGCUUCAAGGAAACGUCCUCUUCCUCCUCUGGAGAGCAUCUCAGGAGGAAGGAAGGGAAAGGAGAAGAGGAAAAGAGAAGAGCAGGAAGUGAGGAAGAAGAAAACGGCUAUUCUUUCCAAGGAGGAAGAGCAGGAUGAUGAUGACGAGAAGGAGAAAGCAGACUCGACCGAUACGGAGGAAAUCUCCACUUCCAGGAAACCUUCUCUACCUCAUCAGGAGAACAUCUCAGAGGAGGAGGAGGACGAGAGGACGAAGGAGACAACUCUUCUUUCCGAAGAAGACGAGGAGGAGGAAAACGAGGACGUCGACUCUGUCGAUUCGGACUACGAGGCCAUGUUCUCCAACGUCGCCCGUCUGGAAAUCUCCAUGGCCGAUCUCCAGAAGCUGGCCGAGGAAUCCCGGCAAACCUCGCGUGAACCCCGAGUCCCGCCGGGGCGCGUCCCCAAGAAAGGAACUUUGCCCGAGGACAUCCUGGCCUCGCUGCUGGCGGACGACGGCGGCGCCAGCGAGGCCAAACGACAGUCCAAGAAGAAAGGGAAAAAGCUCGCCACCGCAGCACUUCCCGUCUUUCGGGGCACGGGAAUGCUCGACGAGGAGGUGGUGAACAAAACCGACGCUCCUGAGAAAAAUGAGGCGAGAGAGGACCGCUCGGAUGUUUCUUCGUCGUCCUCCCCGUCAGAGGAGGAGGAGGAGACGACGGCGGUAGAUGCGGCGUGUCGCCCGAGACUGAGCGCCCGGGAGGAAGAGCAGCGACAGAGGAAGGACAACGCGAGGAGACUGGCCGCCGUCCAGCAGAGGCUGAAGGAGGCGCAGGAGCACAAGAAGCUCCUCCAGGGGGCGCUAGCCCACGUGGAUGCUGUGACUGCGAGAACGGGAAAACACAUCGUUUUUGAUUCCGACGACGACGAGGAUGACGAUGAGCAGACAACGGUCGCCGACUCCAAGAUGUCUCUGCCCCGGGACAACCAAUCAGAGGACGACGACGAGGCGGCAGCCAAUGAGAGCGUCCCGACUAAAUACGAGGAGCGGGAGAAGGCGUCAGGCCCUCGGCUUUUCGGCAGCAGUGAGGAUGAGGAGGACGGCGACGAAGAGGAAGAUGGCGGCAGGUUCGACAUCAGGCCACAGUUUGAAGGACGAGCCGGACAGAAGCUGAUGGAGCUGCAGUCUCGCUUCGGCACGGACGAACGUUUCCGGAUGGACUCUCGCUUCCUGGAGGAAGAAGAAAAGGACGACAGCAAGGCAGAGUCAGAGACGAGCGCGGCGGUGGAUGAGGAUGUUCUGCAGCAGGAGGAGGAGAAGAGGAGGAACAUGUCCAUCCUCGAGGGCCUGCCGGGACUUCACCCCAACAGCGGAACGACCGCCGCCAAGACCAAAACCUUCAGAGACAUGUCGGCGCUGCACUACGACCCGAGCAGAGCGGAACACGCCGCCUUUGAACGCAAAGUGGACGACAACAAGGACAGCAAAUCGGCCCGGCGGAAGAAGCGCGAGGAGGCUCAGAAGCUUCCGGAGGUUUCCAAGGAGAUCUUCUACGACGUGUCGGGCGACCUGAAGGGCAUGUUCGGACCCGUUGCCGACGGCGACGACCACCGGCGGCCCGUGGACCCGCCCGAGACCGGCUGGGACCAGGAAGACGAGGACAACGACGAAGAGCGGCCCCCGCCAGAAGAACAUUCCGGCUUCAUGUUCUCCUUCUUCGGCGACAAAAUCCAGACAGCAAGUCGACACGCGGAGUACAAGGCGGAGAGCGUCCACGCCGCCGAGGUGUUGCCGUGGCAACGAGACCCCCGCCUACGAGACAGCAGCGAGGAAGAGGAGGAGGAAGAGGAGGAAGAACAAACGGAGAAAAGCGAGGCGGCGCCUAAAAACACGACAGAGGAACUUGUUCCUUCCACGAACAAUUUCUUCUUCUUCCGCCUUGAUGACAGCAGAUUGACAGAGGGUCCCCGCCGCUUCCGUCGUCCGUGCCAGCUGGAGGACGAGCGAGACGAGUGGGACGAGAGGAGGACGGCGCUCAGACAGGAGUACCGCAAGAAACACAAGGACGCCCGCAGGAAGCUCAAAUCCUCCCAAAACACUUGAACGCUUUCAACCUCCCACAAACACCGUGCGUUAAAAUCAGCAUGCGGAAACAUACCGCUGCUUUUAGAGAGUGUGGUCUGAAAAUGAAAUAUGAUAUCUAUUCAUGUAUCUUUUGGCAUUGAUUUUGCCAACUGAGGUCUUCCACACUUCAUCACAGUUUUCCUUUGUACCUUCAACCAUCUUGGAUGAGAUCCUGUCAAAUAAAAUGAGGAUUUGUAUUUUCA
Messenger RNA from Phyllopteryx taeniolatus (common seadragon), 3609 nucleotides. It is a transcript of the gene nol8, whose product is annotated as nucleolar protein 8. NCBI's taxonomy places the organism in Eukaryota, Metazoa, Chordata, Actinopteri, Syngnathiformes, Syngnathidae. The record is from RefSeq and is a predicted model, not a curated record. The transcript has 18 exons. Gene Ontology annotation, molecular function: RNA binding. Bases 263 to 3385 code for a protein of 1040 amino acids.